Molecule: messenger RNA, 3279 nt
Organism: Colletotrichum aenigma
Lineage: Eukaryota; Fungi; Ascomycota; Sordariomycetes; Glomerellales; Glomerellaceae
Exons: 4
Coding region: 1-3279 (1092 amino acids)
Source: RefSeq, a predicted model, not a curated record
AUGCUGCCUCUGGAAAUCACCCCUGAUCUACUUAUUCGGAAUCUCGACUUCAUUGACGAGGCCAACAGCUUCAAUGAAGCCGGGGUAUGCAACGAAAAGGUCUAUUCCUAUGAGAUCCGGGGGAACAGUCUGAUCCGGGAGCAUGAGAAUGGCGACAAGAAACCGGUUCUCCAGCCCGCGAUCAGCCUGCUCAAGAUAAACAACCUGUCCAAGAUCAAUGCUCUGCUCAGAACGAAGAACCUAUUCAGGGCCAACAACCUGCUCCAAACCAAGAGCCAGCCCAUGAUCAACAACCUGCUCAAAACGAAGAAUCUACUCAUGACCAACAGCCUGUUAAUCAAAAGCCUACUCAAAACCAACAGAUUGUCCAACAUCACCAGCCUACCCAAGAUCAACAGUCCGCACGAUAUGAUCGGAAAGUUCACGGGCUACUUGCCAGCGGCCAAAGCAGUGAAAUCUGCAGAGGCUCUGGGAGCCAGUCCCCGGACAUCAAAAGACUACUCCUCAGGAUGUAUUCAGAAGAACAUAAUCAAGAGAUUCACCACUCGAAACCCCGUCUCUGGAGAGCGCAUGAUUUCUGUAGGACGGAGUGCUUUCCAAACGAGAUUCCUCCUGCGUUCGAAAGAUUCUGCGCUUUUCCGCGCCAUGGAACUCGGGUUGUUUGAUACUUCGAAGACUGAAAAGGGCAGACCGGACCAGAAGAAAUCCGAUAUCUGGCACAACAAGAUCGGUGUUUGGAAAAGCACCAUCGAAUGUCAAAGACACCACAAGAGCAACGACGACAUGUUGUGGGAAGACCCUCAAAGAUUCGCUCUGUCAAUCAUUAUGGUUAGGUACUUGCAGAAGUCUAUCAAUCUACGAUCAAAGCAGGAGAUGUUAGAACAGGCUCUGUCGGUUUUGUUCAGCAGCUUUUCGGCUAAUGGGCUUUUCCCUGGAAAGCUAGACAAGCUCCAUGAGCCGGUCCUUUACGAUAACGAACUCUUGCGGGAUACCUACUGGGGAAACACUUUCGAAGUACCUUACCUUCUCUGGAAGUAUUGCUCGGAUUUGAGCGACAAAUCGACAUUCUACCAGAAGCCAGAAUAUGGCCCGCUGAACCGAAUAUCCAAAGAUGAGAGUCCGAUAGAUUUGUAUCUUGGAAACCAGAUUUCCAAUAUUAAAAGGGAAAUCCGUGACCAGGAAUUGGGACUUAAAGGCUCCGAGAUUCUCCUUCAAUGCUCAAUGAAAGAUGCGUUUGCGUUCAACAAUUCUGUGAACGUAAAGAACAUUGUGGAGCUUCAAGACGAGUGGCUGUAUAAUAUGCCAUCAUUUUUCGUCCCAGCAAAGUCUCAAAAGGACGAUACACAGGAAAAACUCAUCGGAGACGCUGGAUCUCAGGUUGUUCAAGACCAAAGUGAGGCCAGUUCAAUCAUUGCUCAAGACAGCAAAGGCUUUACUGGGGCGAAAUUGGAUUUGCUGAAGCUCAAUUCUCCCAAGUCUGUGAAGAAUAAGGAGUUUUCCGAGCUUGUGGACAAGGAAUUCUUCUCGACAGAAGCUGAGAUUGAAAAUAUUGUAGCCAGAGGAAGAGCCCCCGAUCAUGCUAAAAAGAGAAUAUGGUUUUUCAAAUCCUUGAAGCCAUCUGAGAACAUGCCAUGUCUCUUGACUGUCUCAGAGAAGGAGGUACAAGAACAGAAGGCAGUCGAACAUUUCCUUGAUGAGCACAAGUCUUACAAUAAUUCUUUUUGGGAGGAGACUAGCACGGUUUUCAACACAUGGGAGACACAACUUCACUUAUCUCUCUACUCAAUAUGCUCAGGUGGAAUAGAGAAGGAGAAAAAGGGCAGCAGCACAGGAGACACUCAGAGUGAGAACAACAGCGAAACCGGCAGUGAUGAUCGCCGGACGGAGAACACCAGCAGGAAAAGUAUUUCGCAUGUGAGCGAUGACGAGAUUGAGACUAGCGAGGAAGAGGAUGAUGAAACCCCGAUCAUCGAGGAAUACGAGGUUAAACUAUUGAUGCAUCGCCGAGCAGUUAGGCAGCGCAGAGUUCUGGAGCUGGUGCUUUUCGACGUGAUGAUUUCAGACAUGAACUUAUCAGCGGACGGAAUUUUGAAGACCACGAAAGAACUCCUCGAAAAGGGAAAAGACAAUAUGCGCAGAUCAUUCGAUGCCACGAAGGGAAAUCUUCAUCCAACCGGGAAUGAUGAAGUGGAAAGACUGGACUACAACGGCUUCCUCAUUGCGAGCCAGCGCUUUCAAGAGUUCCAGAAUGGCCUCCGGAAAUUCGAGGGAAACCUUGCCCAAAAUUUAGGAAUAAUCGAUGUCUGGUUGCAACGAGCCAAAACUCGGGAGGCAGAAAGGCCGCGAUGGACCUUCAACGACGAAAGCCGCCAUCGAGUUGACAUCUUAAAGUGGGUUGCUCGGAAUGAUCGUCAAAUUCGAGACCUCAGAGGCUACCACAAGAAGGUCUUGAACUUGAUUGAGUCGACCGCGAAGGAUCUCGAACACAUGCGCACUUGGUUGGACAUCUUGCGAAACGACUUGGACCUCAGACGCUCCGAAGAUAUCAAGCGCUUCACGUAUGUCACGGUAGUGUUCCUGCCGUUGGGAUUCGCAACUGGUAUUUUCAGUACAAGUGGAUCACCCGCGGGGAAAACCUUGGUCAGCAUGAUUCUCACCGCAAUUUCAACCCUGACCAUCACCUUGCUGGGAUUGGUUGGGUACAAGUUCAUUGACUCCCCUCGAGCUAGGAAGGAAUUGUCUGAUAGAUGGGUGGGGUUCAAGGCAAGAUUAUUGAGAUUUGUGGUACUGGCAACGAUACUCAUGUUGAUGGCACGGUUGAAAGACUCUUCAUCAAAGGAGUCCAACCAGCAAAAGCAUGAGAACAUGCGAGAAAAGAGUGAGAAAGAUGCACAGGGGGUUGAAGGUGGUACGGCAAAGAGACAGCGAGACAGUACAGCAGAGAGGCAACAAGAUAAUACGGUAGACGAACAGAGAAACAGUACAACAGAGAGGCAGAGAGGCAGUACAAUGGCGGAACAGAGAAGGAGUACGGAAGAGAAAGAGAGAAGCAGUGCGGAGGAGGAUGAGGUAGAAGACCCAACAACAGACGAGGUUAAACGGGCUGCCGAGAAAUGGAGCUGGGGCGCAAUUGUGCGGAGCUUGAGGAGAACUGGCACCGGUAAUGUGGAGAGGACAUUUCAAGAAGAUGUCGAGAGCCGUGGUGCCAGCGAUGUAGGUACUGCCGCCGAGGUGAAAAGACGUAGCAUAGCAUCACAGGACCGAGUCAAUCCGGAAUAG